This is a messenger RNA of Pieris napi, 2004 nucleotides long. Its product is annotated as trichoplein keratin filament-binding protein. Gene Ontology annotation, cellular component: keratin filament. The record is from RefSeq and is a predicted model, not a curated record. The transcript is spliced from 9 exons. Lineage: Eukaryota; Metazoa; Arthropoda; Insecta; Lepidoptera; Pieridae. The coding region runs from base 267 to 1754 and encodes 495 amino acids. Gene Ontology annotation, biological process: apoptotic process.
GCGAUCAGUAUUUAAAGUCACUUACAGUUUACACACUUGCUUUUGUUGUGUAUACUACCACGGCGAAUUUAAAGUUGUAUAUUAAAGUCGUAAUGUAUUUAAUAUUUGAAUGACCUCAUCCUGGAAUUGCGAGUAAUUUAAAAUUUUCCACCCACACUAUAAAACUGAAUGCAAGGUUUAAGCAAGGCGAGCAUACCAAAUAAAGUCAUAUUUUGUUGAGGUACCUUGUAUCUUGGACAACGAAUAUAAACGUAUCUUUUAAGGAGAUGUCGAGACCACGGCCCCAGUGGCAGCUGCAAGCAAUUGCAGCUCGAAAACGAGACAAUGAACUUCGUAAGGCUGACGAGCUAAGAAAAGUUGCUUCUUAUUUUGAAAAGAAUACCCAUAAGUCAAGGCAUCAUGAGAACUGGACAACAGAAGAUUAUUACGAAAAAGCUAAGAAAGAAGCUGAUAUGUUGAGUGAAAAAAAGAUUCGAGCUGUACAAUUAGAAGAAAGGCGAAAGAAGUUAGAGUUAAUGUUAUUUCAAGAGAAUAUGCAGUAUCAACAAGAGAUUAAGGCAUUGGCAGCACAACCCAAGUUUUAUAAAAAUGGAUCUUACCUCAACAAAGUUCCCACAUCAACCCUGCAAGACAUCAACCAAGGUAUCAUAGAAAAAGAGGAACAUUUGAGACGGCAAGAAGCUGAAUUAAAGUUACAUCAUGCAUGGCGACUUCGUCAGCCGGAAUUGAAAGCAGCCUGCUCUUAUAUUGCUAAUGGAAAACUUAAAUCGGCUUGGUUGGAGCAAAUAGUAGAAAAAGAAAUGCAAAAGAAGAAGGAUGAAGAAGAGACUCGUAAGAUCCUCCAAGAAAGAGAUGAGGCCCUACAAAAGCAAAUACUGAUAGAAGAAGAAAGACUUAAAGAGAAAGAGCUAAAAAUGAGGGAGCUCAGAAGUAGCCUAGAGGGCCAAAUAUCGGAGUUGAGUGAGAAAGAGACAGCUGUGAAAAAGCUUCGUAAAAUGGAGGAGCGAGAGAGAAUGAUAUUAGAAGAGCUACAGUUCAUUUCGAAGGAAAGAGAAAGAGAGCACGCGAAACUGGUGGCAGAAAGAGACGCAAAUAUUGUGAAUAUGGGUUUGCACAAAUUUAAGUUGAAGAAGAAAGUUGUGUCCGUUUUGAAUGAAAUUAGCUUGGAUUUGAAAAUGUUGCAAAAGGUCAAAGAAGCUGUUGUGAAGGACUAUGAAUCUGAAAAAGAGAAAAAAAUAACUUACAAACGACUACUUGACGCGGCACUACUUGAGUUAGAAGAGCACAGAGAGAGGGACCGACAGAGACAGAAGAACAUUGAGACGAUGUAUGACGGUGAAGCGAGACAGCUUAAUGAGAAACAAGAUAAGAUAUGGGCGAAAGAACGCGAAGCACGUGGUAUUCUUAUGAAAGAAGUUAUUGCUACGUUAAAAAAGCAAGUAGAAGAGAAGAUCCAGUUGAAUAUAGAACAGCAGAGGGCGAAUGUUCUCGAUCGGGAGAAGAUUCUAGAACAUAUGGACAGCUUCCACCAGGAAGUCAGAUCUCGGGAGAGGGAUACUCAGUUAAAAAACACAUCAUAUUCAUCAAUAAACGCUCUUCAAUCCCAAUUGAAUAGCCUGAAAGUACAAAAAGAGAAGAUAGAUGCAGUAGCACAAAGAGAGUCGGAAAUAAAAGAGGCGAUUUUCAACGAAAGAAGUGUUCGACAAGAGAUUGCGCGAGCGCAGAGGGCAGGGAAUACUCAGGCUUGGGCUUAAAUAUGAUUUUUCAUCAAAAACCUAUUUUAAAUUUAAUAUAUGAAUUUAAAGUUAAAAAACCCCUACACUAUAUAAUAAAAAUUAGUAACAGUCUUUUUAACUAUGUAUGGGUUACAGGCAAGAUUUGUUUGUAAUGAAUAAACGCUAAAACUACAGCCUUGCGAUUCUGUAACUCACUUUUCGAACUGACACAGCGGUUUUAACAAUAAACUACAAGUUCCCUCCUUAUCAGAAUGCCAAAUCGUAAAAU